Messenger RNA from Erinaceus europaeus (western European hedgehog), 3304 nucleotides. It is a transcript of the gene FIG4, whose product is annotated as FIG4 phosphoinositide 5-phosphatase. The transcript has 23 exons. Gene Ontology annotation, molecular function: phosphatidylinositol-3,5-bisphosphate 5-phosphatase activity. Bases 225 to 2945 code for a protein of 906 amino acids. NCBI's taxonomy places the organism in Eukaryota, Metazoa, Chordata, Mammalia, Eulipotyphla, Erinaceidae. Gene Ontology annotation, biological process: phosphatidylinositol dephosphorylation. Gene Ontology annotation, cellular component: intracellular membrane-bounded organelle. The record is from RefSeq and is a predicted model, not a curated record.
CCAGCUUCAGCUUCGCCUGGGGCGGGGUUUGCCGGGAGAGGGGGCGCUGGAUCCGGAAAGACCUCGCAUAAGCGGUCAUCUAGCUCCCAAGUGCCCCGGCGCUGUUGAUCCUGCGGCACCUGCUGUCCGGGCUUUGCAGCGACUUCUCCGCGGUUGUCCAGCGCCGUCCUGUGGCUCCUCCUGCAGCCUGUGCCGCGGCCUGGCACCCGGAGUGGGCUCCGGCCAUGCCCGCCUCCGCCCCCAUCAUCAGCUCGGUCCAGAAGCUGGUUCUUUAUGAGACCCGAGCUAGGUACUUUCUGGUGGGGAGCAAUCAUGCAGAAACAAAGUACCGUGUUUGGAAGAUUGACCGAACAGAACCAAGAGAUCUGGUUAUAAUCGAUGACAGGCAUGUAUAUACCCAGCAAGAGGUGAGAGAACUUCUGGGCCGCUUGGACCUAGGUAACAGGACAAAGAUGGGACAGAAGGGGUCCUCUGGCUUAUUUCGAGCUGUUUCAGCUUUUGGUGUUGUAGGUUUUGUCAGGUUUUUAGAAGGCUAUUAUAUUGUGUUAAUAACCAAAAGGAGGAAAAUGGCAGACAUUGGAGGUCAUGCAAUAUAUAAGGUAGAAGAUACAAAUAUGAUCUAUAUACCCAACGAUUCCGUGCGGAUUACUCAUCCUGACGAAGCCAGAUACCUACGAAUAUUUCAAAAUGUGGACCUAUCUAGUAAUUUCUAUUUUAGUUACAGCUAUGAUUUGUCCCACUCACUUCAGUAUAACCUCACUGUCUUGCGAAUGCCCCUGGAGAUGUUAAAAUCAGAAACAGCCCAGACUUGCCAGGAGAGUUUUGACAUCUUUGAAGAUGAAGGGCUAAUUACACAGGGUGGAAGCGGUGUAUUUGGCAUCUGUAGUGAGCCUUAUAUGAAGUAUGUUUGGAAUGGUGAACUUCUGGAUAAAAUUAAGAAUACUGUGCAUCGUGACUGGCUUCUGUAUAUCAUUCAUGGGUUCUGUGGGCAGUCAAAGCUGCUGAUCUAUGGUCGACCAGUAUAUGUCACCCUCAUAGCCAGAAGAUCCAGUAAGUUUGCUGGGACCCGUUUUCUCAAGAGAGGUGCAAACUGUGAGGGCGACGUUGCAAAUGAAGUGGAGACUGAGCAGAUACUCUGUGAUGCUUCUGUAAUGUCUUUUACUGCAGGAAGUUACUCCUCUUACGUGCAAGUUAGAGGAUCGGUGCCACUGUACUGGUCUCAGGACAUUUCAACUAUGAUGCCUAAACCGCCCAUUACGUUGGACCAGGCAGACCCAUUCGCGUGUGUGGCUGCUCUUCACUUUGACCAGAUGCUUCAGAGGUUUGGCUCCCCCAUCAUCAUCUUGAAUUUAGUGAAGGAACGAGAGAAAAGGAAGCACGAGAGAAUUCUGAGUGAAGAACUUGUAGCAGCUGUGACAUACCUCAACCAGUUUUUGCCUCCGGAACACACUAUUGUUUAUAUUCCCUGGGAUAUGGCCAAGUACACUAAAAGCAAGCUGUGCAAUGUUCUUGAUCGACUGAAUGUGAUCGCAGAAAGUGUGGUGAAGAAAACAGGCUUCUUUGUAAACCGCCCUGAUUCUUACUGUAGCCUUCUACGGCCGGAUGAAAAGUGGAACGAACUAGGAGGCAGUGUGAUUCCCAGCGGCCGCCUGCAGACUGGAGUUCUUCGAACCAACUGUGUAGACUGUUUGGAUCGCACCAACACAGCACAGUUUAUGGUGGGGAAAUGUGCGCUGGCUUAUCAGCUGUAUUCCUUGGGACUGAUGGACAAGCCCAAUCUACAGUUUGAUACGGAUGCUGUCAGGUUGUUUGAGGAACUCUAUGAAGAUCAUGGGGAUACAUUAUCCCUUCAGUAUGGUGGCUCUCAACUAGUUCACCGUGUGAAAACCUACAGGAAGAUAGCGCCAUGGACCCAGCACUCGAAAGACAUCAUGCAAACCCUGUCUAGAUAUUACAGCAAUGCCUUUUCAGAUGCUGACAGACAAGAUUCUAUUAACCUCUUCUUAGGAGUUUUCCAUCCCACUGAAGGGAAACCUCAUCUCUGGGAACUCCCAACAGAUUUUUAUUUGCAUCAUAAAAAUACCAUGAAACUUUUACCAACAAGAAGAAGUUAUACUCAUUGGUGGACACCAGAGGUAAUUAAACAUUUACCGCUGCCUUAUGAUGAAGUUUUCUGUGCAGCGAACUUAAAGAAGCUGACGGUGAAGAAAUUCCACAAGCGUGAAGACGAGAUAGACAUCCACAAUGAGUUCUUUCGACCGUAUGAAUUAAGCAGUUUUGAUGACGCCUUCUGUUUGGCUAUGACAAGUUCAGCACGUGACUUUAUGCCUAAGACUGUUGGCAUUGACCCAAGUCCAUUUACUGUGCGUAAACCAGAUGAAACUGGAAAAUCAGUACUGGGUAACAAAAGCAACAGAGAAGAAGCAGUGUUACAGCGGAAAACAGCGGCCAGCGCCCCGCCUCCCCCCAGUGAGGAGGCUGUGUCCAGCAGCUCUGAGGAUGAUUCUGGAACCGACCGGGAAGAGGAGGGCUCUGUGUCCCAGCGCUCAACUCCAGUGAAGAUGACCGACACAGGGGACAGUGCCAAAGUGACCGAGAACAUGGUUCAGCCCAUGAAAGAGGUAUAUGGAAUUAACCUCUCAGACGGCCUUACCGAAGAUGAUCUCACCAUUUAUUCCAGGUUUGUUCAGCUGGGGCAGAGUCAACAUAAACAAGAUAAAAGCAGUCAGCAGCUCUGUUCCAGAUGCCCAGAUGGAGUUAUAAAAUUAACUCCCAUCUCUGCUUUCUCCCAAGACAACAUCUAUGAAGUCCAGCCUCCAAGAGUAGACAGAAAGUCUACGGCGAUCUUCCACGCCCACAUCCAAGCCAGUCAAGGGAUCAUGCAAGCCCUUGGCAAAGAAGACUCGUCCAUGUACCGAGAAUACAUCAGAAACCGCUACCUGUGAAGAGAGUUGGCCGUGUGCUGAGGAGGCACCGUGAACGCCCUGUUUCCUUACCUUGUAAUGUCGUAGCCCAUCAUAACAUCAGCUGUCCCAGGUCUUUAUGCCCAAAGAUCUUUCCUCUUUCUGUAACUGCUGAAUUAUGCAUGAGAGAUCGUGUCACAGUAUUUGGCUGGCUUGGCCAUUGCUUUGUUUUUAGAAAUAUUUUGUUCCUUGCUUCUUUUUAUUUAAGUUUUAUUGGGUGAUGCUGACGAGUCACAGUACCUCUGUUUACACGUGUGUGGUUUCUCCAUUCUGCCAACAGGUGUCUGCUACACACGUUUAUCCCAAAGAACUCAAUGCCUUAAACUCAUUCAUUAAUUCAA